Molecule: messenger RNA, 333 nt
Organism: Puccinia graminis f. sp. tritici CRL 75-36-700-3
Lineage: Eukaryota; Fungi; Basidiomycota; Pucciniomycetes; Pucciniales; Pucciniaceae
Exons: 1
Coding region: 1-333 (110 amino acids)
Source: RefSeq, a predicted model, not a curated record
AUGACUACGAGAAGCAAUACCGACCCCGACAAAUUGCUCCCUUUAACGGACCCCGAGGCCAUUAUCCGAUCUGGUAACGCCGAACAACGCCGUCUGAAACAACUCAAGUCUAACCCAACUGCUCCAAUCCCACUCCUUUCCAAGACUACCCCUUCCACCGCAAUGUCUGACAAAACGGCCCCAGCCCACGAAACGUCCGGGUCGACUCGCACAGCGGACGCCUCCGACAUGCAGACAGCUAAAGAUUGGUUCAAAUCGGUCUUUAAGCUACAACACGCGGCCAUUAUUGAAGCACAGACUGACCGUCGACAAGCAGCCAAGGACCGUCGAUAA